UGAUGAUGAUGAAAUAGACGACGUUUUUGGACAAGACUCAAGUAAGGGCCGGGUCCAUGUGGUAGUCAAAGUACAGCCUUGUGAGUUGUAUCGCUUCACCUUCUCAACCAGCCCGCCAAUCCAGUUUCUCUUGUCACUGAAGCAAAUUCACGCUAUGGUAGUUUGGCUGUCAUUCGCAACCGUCUCUGGAAAAAUGUGGAUUAUUUGCCUCAACUCAUCACUCACUCCUCAACCCACGUGCCCAACCUUUCCGAAUUCCAAGAAUCUGAGACAGAGGACGUCGCGACUACUGAGGCAUUGUUUUACGACCUAAUGAAGAUCCCGGGGGUGCAGUGGGGUAUAUCCGAGGUGCUCGACAUGAGGUUUUAUGUGCGGGAUGAAUACUAUAAACUCGAUGGAUUCGUGGAGGAGCAGAGACAAUCAGACGUCACUGAGCGUUAUCGCCGCAGACCAAUUUUGCUUAUUGGACAACCUGGAAUAGGCAAGACCGUCUACUUGACGUACUGUCUCGUGAAUCGGCUCGCACAAGGAAAGCCCACCGUGUUUUCUAGGUCGCAUUCGAUACGUUUCGCCUUCCUCAGUUCUGGCGUUUACCUGAUUCCAGACAAUUCCUUCCAUCUUUGGGAUGAUCCCGAGCUCUCCGUGGCUGAAGGACGAGAUUUGGAUGGCCUUGUUCUCUUCGAUCUAAGUUCGAAUGAAAAGGUCGACACUUCCUUUCAGCGAUGGAGAGUCUUGGUAGCAUCGUCGCCCAAGCCACAAGAGGUACGUGGAUGGAUAGAGGAAAAUGACGUGAACGUGUUCUACAUGAGAACAUGGAGUUGGCAAGAAGUGUAUGUCUGUCGCGAUAAUGCCAAGGAAAAGAGGGAUGAUGAAGCUUGGCAUAUUGCGUUCAUGAAGUACGGGGGUUCGGCAAGGGCUUUACUUGAUCGUACGCAGCGGCAGGUAGAUCGCGACCUUGACUCAGCUAUCCUAGGAUGCUCUCCGACCGGUCUCUUCCAGCAAGCGGUGGUACAUGAACCCGAGAAAUACAGCCAUUGUCUGGUAGAAAUCAAUCCGCUCCAGGACGAGCUUGGUGGUGUCUUGGACCGAUCGGAAUCACGCACACGGAUCAUUUCCCCCUUUAUUUUCGCAAAACUCAUGAAAAAGAAGGGAUGGGAAUUGGUCGAUAGUUCAGCCAAGGACUUCUACAGUUGCAUGAAGGAGCCCUCUACAGCCUCCACAGCUGGUCUGAUGUUCGAAGCCAUUGCGCAUGUCUAUGUCGUCAAAAAUACUGAAAAUGCCCUUCGUGUGCGAGCACUUGAAGAUGGCAGUGAACAACAAUUGCAUUUGGAACAUAUCAACCGUGAGAACAUGGAAGUAUUCUCUGGUGUUCCAUUUGAUAAGGUCCAUUGUCCGGAUGCAGCCAAGUACUACCGACCGGUUUUUGGCAACCUCACUGGCAUCGACUUGUUCGCUUUUGAAAGGGAUGAGAACCACACUAUCACCAGUGUUGUCAUGUUUCAGUAUAUAAUCUCUCCACAACACUCAGUCAAGGGGAAAUUCAUCACUGACCUUUGGAAUGUGCUGCAGGAACAACAUGGGGGGGUGUGGCAAUGGAAGCUUGUGUAUGUCAUCCCAAAGGAUAAGGACCAGAAAGCAUUCCAUCAACAGGCACCCACUAAUACCUUGAUGCUAGUGGUGUCUCAAUUUGCACUGGAAAUUGGACUGGAGGAUAUGUGGGGGACAAUGUGUGGUUCAGGCUGGUAAAUGAAUGGUACUUGCAAAGUCACUUUCAUC
Messenger RNA from Cantharellus anzutake, 1776 nucleotides. RefSeq lists its product as uncharacterized. The record is from RefSeq and is a predicted model, not a curated record. The coding region runs from base 313 to 1746 and encodes 477 amino acids. The transcript has 5 exons. NCBI's taxonomy places the organism in Eukaryota, Fungi, Basidiomycota, Agaricomycetes, Cantharellales, Hydnaceae.